Caenorhabditis remanei is the source of this 609-nucleotide messenger RNA. RefSeq lists its product as uncharacterized. The coding region runs from base 1 to 609 and encodes 202 amino acids. NCBI's taxonomy places the organism in Eukaryota, Metazoa, Nematoda, Chromadorea, Rhabditida, Rhabditidae. The transcript is spliced from 4 exons. The record is from RefSeq and is a predicted model, not a curated record.
AUGCAUUUCUCGACGACUUCAUUCAUUCCAUCUGCUUCUCGAAUGCUUCCGACACUUGUUUUAUUCUCGAUUCUUCUAUAUUUUACUUCUGGUUCUGACUGGAACGAUUCAAAAGUGACCGAAAUCAUACGGUAUGAUGGGAGAAAAAUUCCAUUUGAGAAUCGACAACAAGUGUUUUAUUAUGUGAACAUUUCGAAUCCAUCAGUCGAAAUCAGAGUGAAGUGUGCUCAUUGUAAUGCGGAAAGAUGUCGUCCUCUUCCAUUCUGCUACUCCAUAAAAUACUCUGAAGAGACUCGAAGCACUGGAGAUUACUGUGCCGACGAGGCAGAAAUGUUUUCUCUGGUGGGUGCUCAGCUCGAUGCAACGACAUCUUCACAAAGAAAACGGCGACGUCUUCAUGAAUCAUGUCUGCCAUCAAUCAAUGAUCAUACUAUAAACUACUGUGUUUGUCAAACGUUCGACGACGACGCUUCUUCGCGAGAGUACGAUGCAUUGCGUCGAAUUAGAAUAUGGAGAUAUCAGAGUUUGAUAUUUCAUGAUGAAAUUCAGAAGGAAGGAGUUGAGUGUAGAUCAAUUACAAUGAUUCUUCUUGUGACGAUUUCAUGGUGA